UCCGGUUACGUCAGCGUGUCUGGACUCCAUUAGGGGGUUGCAGCUGUUUUGACAGAAACAACAACAAAAACGGGACGACUGACGGGGCUUCUACAGUGUCAGCGCGUUCAAGCCGGGUUACGAGGUCUGAAUCCGGGGAGCUGAAACCUCCUUUCCCACCCGGGGCUUCGCCGGCUUCUAACCACGGCCGCUCUCGGUGAGGAAACUCUGGCCUCCGCUUCCUCCUCCUCCGACUCGGACACCGGCGGAGCGUCGCCGCCCCCGCGGAAGAAACACCGAGCCUCGGCGGCGGAGGGAGCAGGAGAGCCCGGGGCUUCAACAGUUGUGUUGGGCCUGUCUGGAGUUGUUCUUGGACUUGCUACAUCUUCACUGCACUCUCAAGCCAGCUCUGCUAUUCACUUUAACCGAAGCAUCGUCAACAACCUUAGCAGCAACAUGCAAGCAAACGGGGCAGGACAGGGACAGGAAUCGUCGGACCUAUCCUGUCUGAAUAGCGCACAAAACGGGGAGUCGUCCUCUGCUGGUGGAACUCACUCCAACGGGCUGCUCUCCAGUACAAACAAUGGGAAUAAUGUCGGUACCAAUAACGGGGCCACCACCGGACCAAACUCCGGGACCUCGACCGCCUCCACAGCCUCGGGUUCUGGCUCGGAGGUCGGCUCCUUGAAAAAGAAGAAACGUCUUUCGCAGUCGGAGGAAGAUGUCAUCCGAUUAAUAGGACAGCAUCUCCACGGUUUAGGGCUAAAUCAGACGGUGGACCUGCUGAUGCAGGAGUCAGGCUGCAGACUUGAACACCCCUCAGCCACCAAGUUCCGCAGCCAUGUGAUGGAGGGGGAGUGGGACAAGGCGGAGAAUGAUCUCAACGAGCUGAGGGCACUGAUGCGCUCCCCCAACGCCAUUGUGCGUAUGAAGUUCCUGCUGCUGCAGCAGAAGUACCUGGAGUACCUGGAGGACGGGAAGGUGCUGGAGGCACUGCAGGUGCUCAGGGCAGAGCUCACCCCCCUGAAGUACAACACAGACCGCAUCCACGUCCUCAGCGGGUACCUGAUGUGCAGCCAUGCGGAGGACCUGCGUGCCAAGGCAGAGUGGGAGGGCAAGGGCACAGCCUCCCGCUGCAGACUGCUGGACAAGCUACAGACGUACCUGCCCCCCUCGGUCAUGCUGCCCCCCCGCAGACUGCAGACCCUGCUGCUGCAGGCGGUGGAGCUGCAGAGAGAGCGCUGUCUCUACCACAACACCAAGCUGGACAGCAGCAUGGACUCUGUCUCCCUGCUGCUGGACCACACAUGCUCACGUCCUCUGACCUUAGCUAACCUCCCUCUCUCGUGGUCGUGCUCCGCCUACAGGAAGCAGUUCCCCUGCUACACCCAGCAGAUCCUGACGGAGCACUGUAACGAGGUGUGGUUCUGUAAGUUCUCCAACGACGGAACCAAGCUAGCCACCGGCUCCAAGGACACCACCGUCAUCAUCUGGCAGGUGGACCCUGAGAACCACCAGGUUAAGCUGAUGAGGACGCUGGAGGGCCAUGCGUACGGGGUGUCCUACCUGGCCUGGAGCCCUGAUGACGCCUACCUGAUCGCCUGCGGCCCCGACGACUGCUCUGAGCUCUGGCUGUGGAGCGUCCAGACAGGAGAGCUGCGCACCAAGAUGAGCCAGUCCCACGAGGAUAGCCUGACCAGUGUGGCCUGGAACCCAGACGGCAAGCGCUUCGUCACCGGGGGCCAGAGAGGGCAGUUCUACCAGUGUGACCUGGAUGGUAACCUGCUGGACUCGUGGGAGGGGGUGCGUGUGCAGUGUCUGUGGUGUCUGAGUGACGGGCGCACAGUCCUGGCCUCCGACACGCACCAGCGCAUCCGAGGGUACAACUUUGAGGACCUGACCGACAGGAACAUAGUUCAGGAGGACCAUCCUAUCAUGUCUUUUACUGUUUCCAAGAACGGAAGAUUAGCUUUGUUAAAUGUAGCAACUCAGGGGGUGCACCUGUGGGACCUGCAGGACCGUGUGCUGGUGAGGAAGUACCAGGGUGUGACCCAGGGCUUCUACACCAUCCACUCCUGCUUCGGGGGCCACAACGAGGACUUCAUCGCCAGCGGGAGUGAAGACCACAAGGUUUACAUCUGGCACCGCCGCAGUGAGCUGCCCAUCGCUGAGCUGACGGGACACACGCGCACGGUCAACUGUGUGAGCUGGAACCCGGCCAUCCCAGGGCUCAUGGCCUCCGCCUCCGAUGACGGCACCGUGCGCAUCUGGGGCCCCGCCCCUUUCCUGGACACGCAGGAAGCUGACGGGCUCAACGAGAACUGCAGUAACAUGGACAGUUGAUGGUGACUUUUGGACAGAAGACUCCUUCACUUCAACAACAAUGACAGAAACACAAACAUCCCAACUAGCAACAAAAUCCAACAAGAGAAAAAACAACCAAGUAAAAAAAGACAAACAGAUACGCAAAGUAGUUGAGUCUUUUGACCUGGAGAAACUGUGGAGGUGAGGGUGAAAGCACUCUUAGACAAGCAGGGUGUUCAUCCUGAACCAGCCCCCCCCCCCUGGACCCCUCCACGACACCAGGACCCCCCUCCCACAUUCAGCCUCGCCGGCCUCCCUCUCCUCCCCCACCCGGCCCUCUGGCUCCAGCUGCUCCAGGGACUGUCCUCUCCAACCUGUCCCUGCAGACGCAUCUCUUUUCCAGGCCUCAAGGCCAGCGUCCUCCCCCUGAUCCACCUCCCCGCGCCCAUCUCACACCUGCUGUCUGCAGAGCAUCUCUCUCACCUGCCUGUGUGUGUGUCGGGGGGGGGGGGCUGGUGGAAGGGGAAAAUAGCAGACUUCGCUCGAUUUGUUUUCCAUCAUCUUCCUCCUUUCUUUGCACCUAAGUUAUCGAAUGAAGGCUGGUAAUCAUCCACACUCACCCGAUCUACGUAGUGAAAACGAGAAGGGCCAUGCUUGCGUUGAGUUGCUGGGUGACAAUCGUAGUGUUGUUAUCCUUGCACAUGUGCAUUCUGGGGCUGUGGAGGGCUUCAGUGUGAAAGUAGAAAACACUCUCCCGAAAAAACAAAACAAAAAUGAGCUCUUUUUAUCCAGUUUCCUCCUGUGUCUCUCAAGCCCCUGUUGCCCUGGCGACUGCCCAGCUCAUAACUUCACCUUAGAGGGUCAGGGGCCAGCGUUACCUGAGAGGUCCAGGGCCGUGAGGGGUGAAAAGUACCCCCCCCCCCCCCCCCCCAGUAGAGGAGUGAAAAGUGCUUAUUUUUUUAGUGCACUAAAGACUGUGUGUGUGUGUGUGUGUGUGCUUGGGUGGAACGUCUGACCACAGGUGCAUGCAUGCCUGUGUUGGUGUGUUAUUUCAUGUGUGUGUGUGUGUUCAGGUCUCACCAGCAUCACAUGACCCAUGCCCCCUCGUCCUCCCGAGAGAUUCUAACCCCCCCGAGACAGAGCCUCAUCCCCAUAGCAACCUCCGUCUGUGGAAACACACUUCAGAUCCAGUUUGUAAAAAAACUUUUAUUUUAUUUUUAUCUGGGGGUUUUCAUUUUACAUUUGACUUUUAUACUUCUCCUUACCACAGCAUUCAGAUAGCACUGCAGGAUUGGCAUUGAUAGAUUUUUGUGGGGAGACAGGAAAUAAUACAAUGAAAAGCUAAAUGACCUCGGUUUCUAAAAGCUGUAAGCUCUCGUGUUGAGCAACCAGUCAUUUCAUAAGUGGAGUGGAUUGUAAUGUUGUAGAUGGAAGGCUACUGUUUGGCUGGGCAGUGAAGGAAGAGACACACACACACACACACAGCCUAGCCCCAGCACACACACACACACACGGCCUAGCCCCAGCACACACACACACACACACGGCCUAGCCCCAGCACACACACACACAUUAUCCUCAGCACGCGUGCGCACAUACACCUACUCAGAGUGUGUAUGCAACCUAGCAGCACUUUGAGGUCUAUUGUCAUGGCUCAGCUGCUUCUGAUACAAAGGCCCAAUCCCAAAACAAGCCCUGGCACCUUCCCCAUGCCGACCAGGGGCACUGCUGGGCUGUCAGCUCAGUGCAGUCAGGAGACUAGGUUUAUAUUGGAACAGAUGCCCACACUGGUCUAGUAGCUUCCUAUGCAGUUACAUGCUCUCGUUACGCUUCAAACACACACAGAGGGUGGGGCUCCAUGUUACAGUCAUUCCUCCUGCACUCUAGCCAAGCCCAUCUGGCCGUGGUCAAGUUCACCUCACAAUGCUUCUUCCUGCCCUGUUCAGGGUGUGUCAUGAUUAUUUGCUACAGACUGAUAAAAAAAAAUGUUUAAAAAUAAUGCUUUUCUGUCUGUUUUUAUUGAAUUUUGUUACUUGUUCUUUUUUCUCAUUAUAUCAUUUUUUGGGUUGACUUCUCCCUGUAUUAUCAUAUUAAAAUAUAACCAGACAA
Messenger RNA from Osmerus eperlanus (European smelt), 4392 nucleotides. It is a transcript of the gene wdr26b, whose product is annotated as WD repeat domain 26b. Gene Ontology annotation, biological process: proteasome-mediated ubiquitin-dependent protein catabolic process. NCBI's taxonomy places the organism in Eukaryota, Metazoa, Chordata, Actinopteri, Osmeriformes, Osmeridae. Gene Ontology annotation, molecular function: protein binding. Bases 436 to 2322 code for a protein of 628 amino acids. Gene Ontology annotation, cellular component: GID complex. The record is from RefSeq and is a predicted model, not a curated record. The transcript has 14 exons.